UGUUUUGUGCUGUACAUAACAUAACCUAUAAAUAAUUUUUUUUUAGAUGAAUGUGAGUGUAUUUUUUUGUAAGUUAUCAAUAAAAAGAGCCGGUAGCUUGAAGCUGGUUUACGAUGAUAUAAGCUUCAAUUUGACUGCUAAAAUCAAAUCAACAUGUCUACAGCAGCUUUGCUACAUUUCGUAACGAAUUUAAAAUCUCGUCACGAAUCUGUGAGACUCAAAACUGUUAAGGAAUUAUCCCUUUACGUGAAGAAUGAACUGAGAGAAGCUACACCAGAUGAAAUUAAUAGCUUUCUGGAUGAAUUUUACCACCACAUAUUCGAAAUGGUCAAAUUCAAUAAUGAUGUGAAUGAAAAGAAAGGAGGAAUUCUUGCUAUCAUGUGCCUUAUUGGAGCUGAUGUAGGUGAUACAACAUCAAGAUUUGGUCGUUUUGCAAACUAUCUCAGAAAACUUCUUCCAUGUAAUGAUGUUGGAGUGAUGGAAUUAGUGGCAAAAGCUAUGGGAUAUUUAGCUAUGGUAUAUGGAUCCAAAGCUUCAGAAUAUGUACAAUUUGAAGUUAAAAGAGCAUUUGAAUGGCUACAGGAUGAUAAAGCUGAUGGCAAACGGCAUGCUGCAGUUCUAGUCCUAAGAGAACUAGCUAAUACUAUGCCAACAUAUUUUUACCAGCAUGUGUCUCAGUUUUUUGAGCUUAUCGUGAAUGCAGUGGCAGAUCCAAAGAUUGCUAUUCGCGAAGGAGCUGUGGAAGCUUUAAGGGCUGCACUUGUUGUCACAGCACAAAGGGAAAUAGGCAAGCAGCGAGUCAAUUGGUACAAGCAGUGUUACGACGAUUCUGGCAAGCUAUUAUUAGCAGAAAAAGGCGAGAAGUUGAAGGACGAAAGAAUCCACGCAUUUCUUUUGAUUCAAAACGAACUUCUGCACCUAGCCAACGCGUCAUGGGAGCGAAAAUACAAUGCACUGUUUGAAAGCACCGACCCUAAAAGAUCAACAGAAGUUGAGCAUUUUAGCUUCAACCGCCCUCCAUUCAUGUAUCCUAAUCGAAACAAAAAAGUAGCCAAUCACGACGUAACGUCUGCUUUACAUCCAGAUAAACCUAUCAUCAUCGAGUCUUCUACGUGUCGUCAAUUGGUAGCGGAAAAAUUCGAGUACAUUUGUAUAGAAGUCAUGCAGCAGAAAAACUCAAGGUGUCAUUACGUACAACAGACUUUGUUGACCAUCCUUCCGAGACUAGCGGCUUUUGAUAGAAAAUGUUUUGUUAAAAAGCAUCUGGCUGGAGCUAUGAAUUAUCUCUUCGGUAUUCUGAGGGGCAAAGAAAAAGAUAGACACAUGGCGUUUGUCACAAUUGGUUUGAUAGCAGUAGCAGUUGAAGAAGACAUUGAAACUUAUGUCGAUAGAUUGAUGGAGUUAGUAAAAAUGGCGCUUGCCAGAAGUGAAGUUAAUCUAAAGAAGCGCUCCAUCGUAGAUUGUUGCGUUUUUAAAUGCAUUACAUUCCUAGGAUUAGCGCUAAAGUCUCAUGAAAAGAUGGAUGUUCCGAAUAUCCUAGAACAAAUGCUCGCCACUGGCUUAAGUACCUCACUUACCAUUUGUCUUAGAGAACUAGCCAAAAGAGUACCGGCUCACAAGGAUAAAAUUAGCCUGGGACUGUUGAAAAUGCUGUCACAGAUAUUACUUAACAAACCUUUGGUACAUCCUGGCAUGCCUCGUCAUUUAACAAGUAACAUCCCACUUACUGCAUCUUCUGACAGUUAUGACACGCAGAUAAUUGUUUUGGCAUUGCACACCUUGGGUACUUUUGACUUUGAGGGGCAGCGCUUGUUGCCAUUUGUUCAGCGCUGUGCCAAUUAUUUUCUUGUCCACGAUCAAACUGAGAUCAGAUUAGAAGCAGUGAAGACGACCUGCCGCUUAUUGAGACACGCAAUCAGAAGUACCGCAAGGAACCCAUCAGAAACUGUCACAAAAACGGUGACAUCCGUUUUGAACCGCCUACUGGGCGUUGGAUUGACCGAUACGGAAUCUAGCGUGAGGUUAGGCGUACUGGUUUCUUUAGAUCCUACUUUCGACCGACACCUCGCUCAAGCCGAGUCUUUAGGGGCAUUAUUCAUUGCGCUGCAGGAUGAAGUAUUCGAGAUUAGGGAGGUGGCUCUUUUUACCAUUGGUAGACUGAGUUGUAUGAACCCGGCGUAUGUGAUGCCCAGUUUGAGGAAAGUUUUGGUUCAGUUGCUCACAGAACUGGAGCAUUCAGGCACCGGAAGAAACAAAGAACAAGGUGCUAGAAUGCUAGAUCAUUUGGUUAUAAGCGCUCCGAGGUUCAUCAGGCCUUACAUGGAAUCGAUCUUAUUGGUCUUAGUUCCGAAGUUGAAAGAACCUGAGCCUAACCCAGGCGUCGUUUUGUCUGUCUUAUUUACUAUUGGAGAUCUAGCUGAAGUGACAGGUGGUGACUCAGAGCUUCAAGAGUGGAUGCACGAACUCAUGCAGAUUUUGUUAGAUAUCUUGGGUGAUGCAUCAGCUCCCGAGAAACGGGCUGCCGCCUUGUGCACUCUGGGACAACUUGUUGGGGCUACUGGCCAUGUGGUUAGACCAUACAAUCAAUAUCCCAUGCUUUUAGACGUGUUGAUGAAUUUCCUGAAGACCGAGCAACAACCCAAUAUCAGGAGAGAAACGAUCAGAGUGCUGGGACUCUUGGGAGCUUUGGAUCCUUACAAACAUAAGAUGCACAGAGGACAAGUAGAUUAUCAGCCAGAAGCUCCUGUUUUGAUCCCCUUGCCAGACAAAAAUGCAGCAGAUGGAGACGGAGAAUUCGGUUUAAGUUCCAGUGAGAUGCUUGUUAAUAUGAGCUCCUGCACUUUAGAAGAAUACUAUCUUGCCAUGGCAAUAGCUACCUUAAUGAAAAUAAUUCGUGACCCUACUCUUUCCCAACAUCACACGAUGGUGGUCCAAGCUGUCACAUUCACUUUUCAAAGUUUAGGCAUCAAGUGCGUCUCUUAUAUUCCCCAAGUACUGCCUAGCUUACUCAACGUAGUUCGAACGGCCGAUGUGAACUUUAGAGAAUUUCUGUUUCAACAACUGGCUCACUUGAUAUCUAUAGUGAAGCAGCACAUAAGGAAUUAUCUAGAUGAUAUCUGUGAUCUGGUAAAAGAGUUUUGGGUACCUAACAGUCCCAUUCAAGGAACAAUCAUACUCUUGUUGGAAUACAUAGCGAUGGCACUUGGUGCUGAGUUUAAAGUGUACCUUCCACGACUGAUCCCUCAAAUCUUAAGGGUAUUAAAUCAUGACACUUCAAAAGAUAAGCAACAUACAGGAAAGUUACUGUGUGCCAUGCACAAGUUUGGCAACAAUCUGGAGGACUACAUGCAUCUCAUUCUCCCUCCUAUAGUGAGAUUAUUCGAUGCCCAAGAUUGUCCAGUAUCCAUAUCCAAACAAGCUCUGGAAACAAUAGAUCAACUGGCUGAGAUAUUAGACUUCUCCGAUUACAUUUCCAGAAUAAUCCAUCCUCUAGUCAGGACGAUCGAUAAUUCACCAGAACUUCGACUAGCUGCAAUGGAUUGUUUGUGUUCGUUAGUGUUGCAGAUGGGUCGGAAGUUUUGUAUAUUCGUGCCUUUGGUACAGAAAGUUCUGAAUAAGCACAAGAUACAAAAUAGACGAUGGGAUAUUCUUGUGUCGCGGAUUGAGACGGAGACGACAAUGGCGGAUGAAAGUGAUCUGGCGUUACCUAGAAGCAAAUCAAGGUCGAAGAACAGAGAAGAUCCGGGAGUGAGUAGCGAUUCCUCUAUGAGUCAGAGACUCAAGGUUUCGGAUAAAAAUUUGCAGGAGGCAUGGACUCCUAACAGACGGGUCUCGAAAGACGACUGGCUCGAAUGGUUGCGCUGCCUCAGUUUGGAGCUGCUCAAGCAAUCACCAAUUCCUGCUUUGCGCUCCUGCUUGCCGCUAGCCCAAACAUACUCCCAACUGUCGAAGGACCUUUUCAAUGCCGCUUUCGUAAGCUGUUGGACAGAGUUGACGGAUGAGAAGCAGAAGAACUUGAUGAAUUGUUUGAUGAUGGCAUUGGAAGUUCCUGACGUGCCGGAAAUCACACAAACUAUUUUGAAUCUGGCGGAAUUCAUGGAGCACUGUGAUAAAGGACCUUUGCCGUUGGAGCCGCAUCUUCUUGGAGAGCAUGCGAUGAACUGCAGGGCAUAUGCCAAAGCAUUACAUUACAAGGAAGAGGAGUUCCAACGUGGUGGAGCUUAUAAUGAUCACGUUGUGGAGUCGUUGAUUUCGAUCAAUAAUAAGUUGCAAGCUAAAGAGGCCGCUGAUGGUUUACUACAGUACGUAAUGCGUCGGGGUGGCGAAGUACAAGUGAAGGUUCGUUGGUAUGAGAAGCUGCAUAAUUGGGAUAAGGCGCUAGGUCUAUAUAAAGAAAAGUUAGAAUCAGGUGGAGAGUUAGAUCAAGAAGCAUGUUUAGGCCAAAUGAGAUGUUUAGAGGCGCUUGGAGAAUGGCAAUCAUUGCAUGAUAUUGUUGAAAAUAAGUUCCAAACGCUCACGGAGGAGAAUCAACAAAAAGCAUGUCACUUAGCAGCAGCAUCUGCUUUUGGAUUACAUAACUGGGAGUCUAUGGAACGAUACGUCAAUAUUAUACCUAAGGAUACUCAAGAAGGAUCUUUUUAUAGAGCCGUUUUAGCUAUUCACAAGGAACAGUAUAAAGUUGCACAAGAUUAUAUAUGUAUGACAAGGGAUAUGCUGGAUACAGAACUAACCGCAAUGGCGGGAGAAAGUUACCAAAGAGCUUACGGUGCAAUGGUUCAAGUACAAAUGCUUAGUGAACUGGAAGAGGUGAUGCAGUACAAAUUAGUACCAGAAAGAAGGCCGACAUUGAAAGAAAUGUGGUGGCAGAGACUUCAGGCAGGACAAAGAUUAGUUGAAGAUUGGCAAAAAAUUAUACAAGUGCAUUCUUUGGUCUUGGAACCCCAUGAAGAUAUCCACACGUGGUUGAAAUAUGCUGCUUUAUGCAGAAAGAGCGGAUCUGUGAGACUCUCGCAUAAAACUUUAGUCAUGUUGCUGGGAUACGAUCCAGAGGAUAACCCUCUACUGUCACUGCCACGUAUCAUGCCUCAUGUAACGUUUGCCUAUACCAAGCACCUUUGGGCUACCGGUAAAAAAUUUAGUGCAUUCCACCAGUUAGAACAAUUCAUGAAUGACUAUAAUCGUCAACCUGUUGAGAGUGGCUUAAGCGCUGAGGAGAGGAAUAGACUGUUAGCACGUUGUUAUUUGAAACUAGGUGGAUGGCAAGAGUCACUGGAAGGAGUUUCUGACAGCUCAAUUAACUAUAUAUUGAACUGUUAUCAACGAGCUACAGAGUACGAUAAAGACUGGUAUAAAGCCUGGCAUUGUUGGGCGUACAUGAACUUUGAGACUGUAUUAUUUUACAAGAAUAAAGAAGAAGGCGAUAAAUCAAAAUUGGAAAAAGAUCCCCAAGAAGCUGAUAAGAGCCUUGACUUGAAUAAACACACAGUUUUGGCAGUUCAAGGAUUUUUCAAAUCUAUAAACCUCUCAAAAGGUAGUUCCUUACAAGACACCCUACGUUUGCUCACCCUAUGGUUCGACUAUGGACACAUCCCUCAAGUGUCCGAAGCCAUUCAAGAAGGCAUCCGUCUUGUCGAGAAAAACACAUGGCUGCAAGUCAUUCCCCAACUCAUAGCCAGGAUCGAUACAAAUAGAGUGUUGGUAUCCAGACUGAUUCACCAUCUUCUGGUUGACAUUGGUAAGACGCACCCGCAGGCUUUGGUGUAUCCCUUGACGGUGGCGACCAAGAGUAACUCGACUAUAAGAAGAAAUGCCGCGCACAAGAUUCUUAAGAGUAUGAGUGAUCAUUCACCUACACUUGUCAAACAAGCCUUGAUGGUUUCUGAAGAACUGAUCAGGGUGGCGAUUUUGUGGCACGAGAUUUGGCAUGAAGGCCUAGAGGAAGCAUCAAGACUGUAUUUUGGAGAACGAAACGUGGAAGGAAUGUUGAGAAUUCUGGAACCUCUUCAUACAAUGAUGCAGAGAGGUCCAGAAACUCUGAAAGAAACAAGUUUCAAUCAAGCUUAUGGUAGAGAUUUGAAUGAAGCCCAUGAAUGGUGCCAAAGAUAUAGGAUUUCUGGUAAUAUUCGGGAUCUUAAUCAAGCAUGGGACUUGUAUUAUCAUGUAUUUCGAAGGAUAUCAAGACAGCUGCCGCAACUAACUUCACUGGAGUUGCAAUAUGUUUCACCUAAUUUGUUAGUCUGUCAAGACCUUGAACUAGCCGUCCCAGGAAGUUAUGCACCAGGGCAGAAGAUUGUUAGGAUUGCUUAUUUCCAUCGCUCUUUGGAGGUGAUAACCUCGAAACAGCGACCCCGAAAGCUAGUUAUAAGGGGAAGUAACGGUAAAGACUACAUGUUUUUAUUGAAAGGUCAUGAAGACUUGCGACAAGAUGAACGAGUAAUGCAGCUAUUCGGACUUGUAAAUACAUUACUGCUGAAAGACCCUGACACUUUUCGUAGGAAUCUAACCAUCCAAUAAGGCAUUCGACACCAUAAGCCAUGAUCUACUUCUAGCCAAGUGUACUUGCAUUUGAUAAACCGGCACUACGUCUCCUAGUGUCGUAUCUUAAAGACAGAUAGCAAGAGGUGAUUCUGGGAAUAAGUAUUUCAAAUCGAUAUGCUGUAAUUCCGUUAAGUACAAAUUCUGGUUUGAUUGGUUGGGUGCCGCACUGUGAUACACUCCACACACUGAUCAGAGAUUAUAGAGAUAAGAAAAAGAUUUUGCUGAAUAUCGAGCAUAGAAUAAUGCUAAGGAUGGCACCAGACUACGAUCAUUUAACUGUGAUGCAAAAAGUUGAAGUUUUUGAGCAUGCUCUGGAACACACGAAUGGCGACGAUCUGGCCAAAUUACUGUGGCUGAAGAGUCCUUCAUCCGAAGUAUGGUUUGAUAGAAGAACAAAUUAUACUCGCUCAUUGGCAGUAAUGUCCAUCGUCGGUUACAUCCUUGGCUUGGGUGAUAGACAUCCCAGUAAUUUGAUGCUUGAUAGAUUGAGCGGGAAGAUACUGCACAUUGAUUUUGGAGACUGUUUUGAAGUGGCGAUGACGCGAGAAAAGUUCCCAGAAAAGAUUCCGUUUAGGUUGACAAGGAUGUUGAUAAACGCUAUGGAAGUAACCGGAAUCGACGGGACCUACAGACGAACCUGCGAAUCUGUGAUGUCUGUGUUACGCAGAAAUAAGGACAGCUUGAUGGCUGUUUUAGAAGCAUUUGUAUACGAUCCUUUAUUCCAUUGGAGACUGAUGGACACUACGAUGAGGAACAGAUCCAAUACAGGAGAUAUUGGAUCAUUCUCUACAGGAACUUCUCAAGAUCACGACCUUAUCGAAUCGCUAAGCAUUACAUUGAACAAGAAGAGCUUAAGAGCGACAGAAACGGUCACCGAGGGUUCACAACCAGAAGCAGUGAACAAGAAAGCUGUUGCCAUCAUAAACAGAGUCAGAGACAAGUUGACUGGUAACGAUUUCAAACUGGACGAACCUUUGACUGUAGAGAAGCAGGUCGACCUCCUAAUUCAACAUGCUACUAGUAACGAAAACUUGUGUCAGUGUUAUAUCGGAUGGUGUCCAUUUUGGUAAAUUGAUUUUCACUAUAGCACUGGAUACUGCAAGCCUUUACAACUUUUUGACGUGACCCGCAUAGUACUCGAGAAUUCAAGCAUCUUUUUGUCGUAAAGGCUUUCAAUCACACUUUCUUCCUCAUUUGGUAACGAGUCAUUAGAAUUUUCACUUCGAAAAACAACAUUGUUAUCAACGACUGAAGUGUUGGAAUGUAAACAAAACGCUGCCAGCGCCUCUAUCGGUAAUUAAUGUGAAUAUUUUAUGAUUUGGUCAAACAUGCUCGACUAUAGGUAUAUUCUUUAAUUCACCGAUUGACAGCUGAUGUGAUGACGUCAGCAACCGGUUCCGUUGAAUGGUCGUUAAUAAAGAGACGCAUUUUUAGCCUUCAGGUUGCUGUCAUAUGAGAAAACCUAAUCUUUGUUUUAUCGUAACUGGAUACUUGUUAAUUUGAACACCGUAUCAUUUAAAAUCGUUAUGGCAAUGUACGCAGCAGUUGGUAUUGUCGUGGAACGUUUGUUAAGCGAUUCGAGUGAUGAUUCGGAUGAAGAAGUUAUCCAGCGGAGAGAAUUUGCGCUCCGAGAAUCAAUAUAAGAACUAUAAAUCAGAAAAACAAUCAAUUUUCAGAUAUCGACGAUCUCAAAUCAAUACGAGGCAUUGAUUUGAGAUCGUCGAUGCUUCCCGAAUAAGAACCAUCGAUAUGGAUUUUCUGAGAGAAUUCCUGUAUACAUACAGGAAUAAAAACAGAACAAAAUCAUAAAAUCGACAUUUUCGGACUUACGAGGUAUUUAUUUGAGAUCUUCGAUAUGCAUAAUUCAAAACAAAUUCACUUGCUUUCAGAUGCUCUAUUUAUUUCGAAUUGUGUUGAAAAAAACAUUAAAUUUCACGCGACUCCUAUGCUGUAGAAUAACUUCCUCCAUUUUUUCACACAAAACUGUAGUUGUCAAAAACUGAUAAAAUGUAGAGGUUAGAAUAUCGUGGAUCAACCAAGCCCGAACUUCGGUGGAUGCUGUUGGCACCGGUGGAAUAUCCACGAUCAAUAUAAAGACAAGUUUGAUGUACAACCGGUCGUUCCAGCGAAAAUUAAAGGACGCAAAAUUGGCUAACCGGUUGCUUAACCGGUGAAUUAAAGAAUAUACCUUAUUUCGUGAAGUAGCCGCGCAUUCGUUAAACGAUUUGUCAUCAUUGAUCUGGUAAACACGAUCUGGCCAAUAGAUAAUAAUACUUUUAAUUAAAUGCGACUAUUUCAUGAAAUGCUUGCCCCUCAUAUAUACGCCACUGUUCUGAAGUACGUUUUUGUUUCGCAAUAAAUUCACCAAUUAAAACAUAGCAAACCCCCAAAUAUUGUAGUAUGUUCAAUAUCUGGUAAAGAAAACAUAUUUAUCUUGUGGUGCUUUACAUCUUGGUUCAAUUUUUGAUCAAUUAUUUUUCUAGAUAAUUCAUACUAUAUACAGAUUCUAAAAUACUGUAAGCAGGUCCGGCUUCAGAGUUUUGUGCGCCUUGAGGAAAAGGAUGAAAUAUGCGCCCACCCCCGUAUUAAUUGAUAACAAUGGCGGAUUCAGCUUUUGAUUCGGGGGAUCACAGUUGCGAAUUUAGAAAGCUGUCUAGAGGGAGAGGGCGCAGUGAUGGUAUCAGGAUUAAUGCUCACGAAGAUGUUCGUCUACGAGGGAGAGCUAAUUCCGUUCAGCUAAAAGAGCGGUAGGAGAGUGGGGUAACUCCCCCAGAUCCGCCCUUGCCGCGCCUGUAGCCGGCCAUACAGUCAAAUUACUUAAAGGCGAUUAUACGGAGGUAUCCCGUUAACUGAAGCCUUCAAAUUUCAAACAAACUGACGCAUAAUUGAAAAUCCCGCUUUUUGGGGAAUAUUUAAUAACAUCGUAAUAAAAUGUAUCAGUAUACUGAUAAUGCUUCGACAUCAGCAAAAAUCUCGGCUUUGACGAACAAUACAUGUUCAAUUUUGUGGUAUGAUUUUUUUUCACUGUAAUAUGUUCUAAGUUCUAUUCCGUUUUCGGUUGUUGUUUGUUUUGUUAGCGGUAGGUAAUUACAAGAUCUUCGGUCCUGUUGCUUUUGACAGUACUGUUAACUAAAUUGUCUUUUUCAAGUGCAUACUCAUUACUCUUGUGUAUUGGUGAGAUAAUUUGUGUAUGAACACAUAACCGUUAACGAAAUUAAGGAGGUAUUUAUGGUAACUUUCGUUUUUGCUUGUUCCCAAUGUAUGAGUCAUAUUCUGAUUAACUGUUGUUUUUGGGUGGAUGCCAUCCAUUUCUGUGGUAUUUACCUGUGAGUUUAUAUUUCUAGAUGUACUCGUAGGUGUAAAAAGAGUUGUAUUUACAUAUAUCUUGUGUAAACUUUAUAUAUUAAUAAAGGAGUUUACUGUUAAAA
Messenger RNA from Acanthoscelides obtectus, 9965 nucleotides. Lineage: Eukaryota; Metazoa; Arthropoda; Insecta; Coleoptera; Chrysomelidae. The record is from the annotation of a GenBank genome assembly.